Molecule: messenger RNA, 1499 nt
Organism: Manacus vitellinus (golden-collared manakin)
Lineage: Eukaryota; Metazoa; Chordata; Aves; Passeriformes; Pipridae
Gene: GHSR
Product: growth hormone secretagogue receptor
Exons: 2
Biological process (GO): hormone-mediated signaling pathway; G protein-coupled receptor signaling pathway
Cellular component (GO): plasma membrane
Molecular function (GO): growth hormone secretagogue receptor activity
Source: RefSeq, a predicted model, not a curated record
CCCGUGCCCGUGCUCACCGGCAUCACCGUCGCCUGCGUCCUGCUCUUCGUCAUCGGGAUCGUCGGCAACCUCAUGACCAUGCUGGUGGUGUCGCGGUUCCGGGACAUGAGGACCACCACCAACUUCUACCUGUCCAGCAUGGCCUUUUCCGACCUGCUCAUCUUCCUCUGCAUGCCCCUGGACCUCUUCCGCCUCUGGCAGUACCGGCCCUGGAACUUUGGGGACCUCCUCUGCAAGCUCUUCCAGUUCAUCAGCGAGAGCUGCACCUACUCCACCAUCCUCAACAUCACGGCGCUCAGCGUGGAGCGGUACGUCGCCAUCUGCUUCCCCCUCCGAGCUAAAGUCAUCAUCACCAAGGGGAAGGUCAAGCUGGUCAUCCUCUUCCUCUGGGCUGUCUCCUUCGUUAGCGCCGGACCCAUCUUCAUCCUGGUGGGGGUCGAGCACGAGAACGGCACGAACCCCCUGAGCACCAAUGAGUGUCGAGCCACCGAGUAUGCCAUCCGCUCGGGGCUCCUCACCAUCAUGGUCUGGAUCUCCAGCAUCUUCUUUUUCCUGCCCGUGUUCUGCCUGACUGUGCUGUACAGCCUCAUCGGGAGGAAGCUCUGGAGGAGGAAGAGAAAGAACAUCGGUCUAAACACCGUCAUCAGGGACAAGAACAACAAGCAAACUGUGAAAAUGUUAGUUGUGGUGGUAUUUGCUUUCAUACUCUGCUGGUUGCCUUUUCACGUAGGACGAUAUUUAUUUUCCAAAUCCUUUGAAGCUGGAUCCUGGGAGAUAGCAGUGAUCAGCCAGUACUGCAACCUGGUGUCCUUUGUCCUCUUCUACCUUAGUGCAGCCAUCAACCCCAUCCUCUACAACAUCAUGUCCAAGAAGUACCGCGUGGCCGCCUGCCGCCUGUUCGGACUCAAACCCCUCCCAAGGAAAAGACUCUCCAGCACAAAGCAGGAAAGUUCCCGUGUGUGGACAGAGUCGAGUGUCAUCACAUGACACAUGGUUUCCAGGGCUGGUGCAUCACUCACUGCAUUUCCCAGAAAGCCAUAACAGAAGGGAAAGAGGGCAAGAAACGGGAAUCGGAAUGUUAAAGCCGUACUUUUGUCAUCGUCCGGAUCUGCUGAAAGAUGUAAUGCAGGCAGUUAAAGAUUCAAGAAAACAACAAGCUAAACUUUGAGACUAUAAAAGGAGACAAAAUGGUCACAGAAUUUGGAAACACUCAAGUAUAAUUUGUCUGCUGCUUUUGCCCAUAUGAAUUUUUAAUGCUGACUUUAGCCCAGAUCUAGGCUUGUGCCCUCCUGACCAAGCAAAUGUGGCCCACUUGUACAACUUCAGUAGCAGCUAAUUCGAGCUGAAUGUUUCCAGAGUUAGCUUUAGUUUUGCUAAGAAUUUUGCUACCAUAUAACCAGACCCUAGAGAGAGAAAACUGAAUUGCCUUUUUGGAGUAGUAAACGUGAAAUUUGAUACACUUUUCAUAAUCUUGAUUUUUAAAUAAGCUCACGUUUUUC